GGCAGAGAUAAGAAGACAAGUAGGGAGUGGGGUUGGGAUUUUGGGGGAAUGCCGGGAAAUUUGGCAAUGGCAGUUAGCGAUUCAAACUUUUCCGUUUGAUUUCAUUUCCCUCCUCUCUCUCUCUCUCUCUCUCCCACCCAAUUCGGCCAGGCUCCCAAAUUCAAAACCUUUUCUCCUUGUCCAUUUCCAAUUUCCCACCUCAAAACCCUAAUCAUACUUUCCAUCUCUCUCCAGUCUCCAUCCCCAAUUCUCCUUUUAAUCUGAGUUGAUCGUUUACCUGUUCCUCUAAAGUCUAAACUAAUCAGCCGCCGCCCCACUCCCCUACUGUCACCUCUCCAAUCCUUGUGCCCUAUUGUCUUCCUUCUUUGAUCACUUUCUUUCUCUUCCUUGCUUAUUAUCUCCACUAACUGUUCUUCGUGUUUUUCGCCGGAAGUGAGUGUCUAGCCGUCUUGGAUCAAUAAGAUGGAUCAGAAUUCUCCAAAUGCCCUGAUUGCAGAUGUUGUAGUCUCCCCAGAGAAGGAAGCUAUGGAUCUUCAACAAACCAUGCCUGAUUCCAUAUCCGAGGCGGAGGAAGUCUAUGCAACUUACGAAACCGAUUCUCCUUUGCUGACUCCUGAUACAAAGCUGGGUGGAAACAAGGUCCGUCGUGAACUUGCAUCUGGCAGUUCUGGUGGUGGUGCCAAUAGUUCUGAUAUCUCCUUGAAGGAUGGAUCUGAAUCAUCUGUGUCACUCUCAGACUCUGACUCUGAAUCUUCCAACUCUAGCAACGGCUACUAUAGUCUCCCGAAAAAAACUGGUCGGAAAGGAGUGUCGUACCAGCUAGGGAAUGAAGAUAAGGUAGAGAUGGGUGCCGCUGAUGGAAAGAAUGCAACUUAUGAUGAACUGCUCAGGAAAGUAGCCAUGUAUGAGAGUGAGCUGAAGCUUUCAAACUUAAAGCUGCAGAAGUCAGAGGAAGAGGUUUCCUGGUUGAAGAAUGAGCUGACGAACGGUACAGAAAGUAUGCAGUCUCAACUCCUAUCUGCUCAAAGAGAGAUCAAAGUUAGAGAAGAGGAUCUUGAAGUUGAAAGGAGAAGAGUUGUGGAGCUGGAGAAUAGAAUAGCUGAAGGUGCAUCAGAAGUUCUGCAGCACCAGCUGGAGUUGGCUAGAGAAGAGAUAACAGCAUUGAAGGAAAGCAACUUGAGUUACAGAGAUCAACUCUCGAACCAAGAUGAAGAGUCAAAGGCGCUGAAAGCUGCAAUGCUUGGCGUGGAGGUGAAAUUCCGUGCUGAAAGGUCAGAAUUGCAGUCUCAUAUAUCAACCAUGUCAGAACAACAGAUGGUGCUGGAGGCAAGCAUCGAACAACACGAAGCAGAGAAAAUGGAGAUGAAAACUUCGCUUGAUGCUCAGGCGAUUCAGUUUGGAGCAGAGAUAAAUCAACUGAAGGCAGAGCUCACUAACAGAAGUGAAGAAGUGGAAGGCUUGAACAAGAACUUCGACACCUUAAAGCACAAAUACGACAUUGUCGUGGUGGAGAAAGAUGAGCUGAUUGCUACGGUGAACACCACGAAAGCUGAGCUGUGUUGCCAAGAGGAACUGAGAAGGGAAGUUGAGGAGCAUCUGAAAAGGUUGAAUCUUGAGAACGGGGAUUUGAUUGCUGACUGUGAGAGUGGAAGGAAGUUGGGAGAGGAACUGAGAAUGAGAGUGGUGGAGUUGGAGAAGGAAGUGGACAGUCAAAAGGUUGAGCUUCUAGCAGGUGCUGAGGAGAAAAGGGAGGCAAUUAGGCAGCUUUGCUUCUCUUUGGAGCAUUACAGGAGUGGUUACAAAGAGCUUCGUGAAGCGUUUAUUGGACACAAAAGGCUUCGUGUUGUAGCCUAGCAAGGGACAGAGAAGGAAGCUAUGGAGUAUGUUGGUGAACUGAACUGAAAUGAAGCUGCUUCUGGUCGUUGAAGUUUGUUUAUGUUUUCAAUAGUGAUAUAUGUAAUGUGAGACAGGUUUGGCUGGGAAAGCAUUAAGGUUUAUGAAAAGACCCUCUUUUUCUGUUAUUUGGGGAAACGAUGGGCAAGGGAACUUGCCAUAGUGAUGCAAGAUGUGGGGGUUGGUUGGAUGGUUGGUCUUCAAAUUUCAGUUUGAAGUUGUGAGAUAGCUUUAUUUGUUUACUCUAAAUAGUGGGUAUGAUAAAAAAAAAAAAACUUGCAAAAUUUCAGCUCGUAAGAUAAUCGUUU
Linum tenue is the source of this 2201-nucleotide messenger RNA. NCBI's taxonomy places the organism in Eukaryota, Viridiplantae, Streptophyta, Magnoliopsida, Malpighiales, Linaceae. The record is from the annotation of a GenBank genome assembly.